UUGCAGAUUUUACUUUCGUCGAUAUAGACCUAAAAAUCAGAUUCGCUUUUUGCUGGGUUGAGAUUGAAUAAAAAGAACAUAGUUGUAAACGGAAUAAUACUCAUUACAAAGUAAGUCCUGAAAACAAAUGGUUUCAAAAAUUAUGGUUUUAUAAAAAGAAAAUCGGUUUUAAAAACGUUAACAAAGUCGAUUAUGUAACAAGCGAACUAUAAUCUAAUAUCUGAAGUCGGUUCGUUUAAAGGGGCAUUGUUCCAUCCAGAUGAAACGAUACCAAAGAAAUUUUAUAUUUGUAUAUAAUUUUGUAUGGUAAAACCAGUUUAAAUUGUGAAAGUGCGAAUUCAAAAUUCCAGUCUAUGGACUCGUACAUAUGUAUGUAUAGAUACUUACAUACAUUUUAUAUUUUUUGUAUUCGUAUAUCAGAAAGUGCUAAUUUUGAUAAAAAAAAAUAGAAAAACAGAAACUAAUUUCCUUAACAAACAGGAAAUUUAUUGGAUUACAAUAUUAGAUUCGGAUUGCUGCUUUUCAGUGAUUACAUCGCUUAUAUCUACUUGAAAAUUAAAUUUUUUAAGAAUGUUCAGGAAAAAGUGAUGAAACCAUUGCCACUCAGAGCCAUUUCAAAACACUAAGCUUGAACAAUGAAGUCCAAAAAAUAUGUUUCAGUCCUCUUUAUUAUUUAUAUGAAUUUUGGUUUUACGUUAGGAGAAGAAUUUGAUAGAAACAACAUAACCAUCCUACAUGAGGUGGAAAAUGACCCGCUAGAAUUAAAUACACACGAAGUGUUACCUUCCAAGUCAAUAAAAAAGAAACCCUAUGCCAUUCUUGAUAAACCCAGCGAAUAUGUAAAAAUUCCCGUUGUGAAAGCAUAUAAUGCUCAUGCGGUAGCUUUUGAUUUCAAUCUUGGUGACUUAGAAGACGUACACGAUGCCAUACUACCGAGUGGAGAUUUGAGCUCAGAGGAACGACAUUUGCUUCGGAAUACAAACGAUGACGACUUGACAUAUUCCGAAGAGCCAUUGAUAACACCGAGUGUCGUCAGCACAUAUGUAACACCAAUGUCAACAGAGUCAUACUUUAGCACUUCAUCGAUAAGUACCACUGAAAAGACCACAUCAAAAGAGGUGGCGGCGCCAUCGACUACGUCAACGUCAUCAGCUCUAUCAACCGAUAUGUCAUCAACAGAAGUGACAACUCCAAUGGUGGUUACAAUCUCGUCAAAUGAAAAAAGUUUAUUAGCUUCUACCGCAGAAGAUCCAGUGAGUCCACAUAUUUUUAAAAUUGUUUCAAAAAAUAAAUCCAAAAUCAAGGGUGGGCACGAUUACUAUCUGAAGGAUGAACAACAAAAGACUUUUGGCAAUCACUUCAACAGCAUUAGCACAUUCUUUGGGGAUACUGAAGACAAUUCCACAACGGAUGCCCUGCAUUCGCAUAUAAAUGUUUUCCACUUGAUGGUUAAUUUGUUCGAUCAUUUUUUCUGGCAGCUAUCGGAGAUCCGCAAGAAGGUUUCGCCGGCUUGCUCAGUAGAAAUCAACUCCUAUCUGUUGGCUCUUAAUAACAACGUUGAGUGGGCACAAAAAGCUUACGAUUCGUCUGGUCAUUACCGGGGACAACUUUUUUUUGGGAGCAAUAAAUGGCUAGGACAAAGGCAAUGUUGCAUGGAAAUCAACCACCAAGAUGACCGAAAACAUAUGGAGUUUGAAUUUAAUGUAGCAACUAUACAUAUUGCUGCUUGGGCACCAUAUAAUUUGACAGCUGAAUUGCAGCUUGGUGAAUGUCUACCGAAAUCCUGUAUUCCUCGAGAUGUCGAAGCUAUUCUUAAACUAGAUCCACACGUACAGAUGCUUUCAUCAGGACUGAUUCCUAACAACAACUCCCAUGUGAACAUCAAGUCGGUCCGCAUCGUUCCAGGACGAUAUUGUCUUUGGAAGGAUACCAAAUUUGUUUUCUUUUUCACCUUUUGCAUAGGAUUAGUGGGGGUUGUUUUAGUUGCAACUUGCUACGAGUCAAAUAUCAAUGAAAUAAAAAGAAUACGGAAAAUGACUAAUAACGUAAAGGUCGAUCCCAAAAUCGGAGUUAAUCCAGAUUUAAAAGGCAAAGCAUUCGAAAUAUAUCAAAUGACAAAGUUAAGCACCAACAUCGAUAGCAAUAAUGUUGACAUAGAAGCUGAUCUGCAAAAGAAUAACAAACAGGAUAAAAAGCAGGAAACCUUUCAACCGGAAGCCAAGCAGGAAGUAACACAAGGAAAUGAAGGUGUAAUAGCGAAACAGGCAUGCAGUGAUGUAAAUGCCAAUCAUGUUGACUUCCCAUUGGAUGAGAUGAAAAAAACUGAUUUGGGAAUUCACCAAGAGAUACUUUUGUGUUUUGCAUUUCAAAGGAACGCCAGCACAAUACUAUCUAUAGAUCAGAAAGUGGAGAAUCAAACAAGUUGUGUUCAUGGAUUAAGAGUCUUAUCGGUGCUUUGGACAAUUCUAGUUCAUACGUAUUUGGAAAUGUUUGUAAUUGGAGAGAAUAGGUUUUUACGUGUAAUUACAGAACGUAACUUUUUAUAUCAAUUUAUUGGUAAUGCAACAUUUUCGGUGGACACAUUCUUUUUUAUAAGUGGAUUUCUAGUAACUUUGCUUUUUCUCCGACAAGAUAAAAACAAGCAAACAGAACAUUCGAAACGUGAUGGCUUUCUGAGGAAAAGCAUGAAUAAAAGCUUUCUGAUUGUCAUGUAUCGAUAUAUUAGAUUAACACCUGCAUAUUUAUUUGUCGUUGAAUUUUAUGAACUUUCACUGAAGUACACAUUCGACAGAUCUGUAUUCCAGCCCCAGUUUGCAGUGCAGACUUGCUCCGACUAUUGGUGGCGUAAUAUCAUUUACAUCAAUAAUUUCUUUCCACUUAACCAGAUGUGUAUGGUUUGGUCCUGGUAUAUGGCAAACGACAUGCAAUUCUAUAUCAUGGCUACAUUGCUGUUAGUUUAUUCUACAAGAUAUUUUAAAACAACAAUUUUGAUCCUUUUGACGUGUUUGGUGAGCUCGUGGGGUGUAUCAGGCAUGAUAUCGAUACAUUACAAUUACACACACAAGGUGGCGAAUCCGUUUGAAUCAUUUAAUUUUCUUUACGAUAAACCCUGGCAGAGAGUCGGGCCAUAUAUUGUGGGUAUGAUUAUUGGCUUCGUAGUGCACGUUAAUAAAACCCCACCAAAAAUAUCGCACCGAACGAACCUGCUCCUCUGGUCCGGCAGUCUUGGGCUAUUAUUUUUCGUUAUCUGUGGCGUUUAUUCUGGUCAGCUAAGUGUUAUAGCCACAGCAUUUUAUGUCAGCAUCGGACACACUGCAUUCGGAGUCGCUCUAGCUUGGAUUGUACUUUCGUGCUGCUGGGGACUGGCUAAUCCCGUUAACAAGGUGCUUUCGUAUCCUGGCCUUUUGCCACUGAGUCGUUUGACAUAUUGCACGUAUCUUGUCCAUCCAGUGAUAAUGCUAUUGACAUCGUCUCAAAUGGAUGGAACUGUCCAUUUGAAUAACAUCAUGAUCUGGGUUAUAUUUUUAGGAAAUGCUGUCGUGUCGUUCGGGGUCGCGUUUUUUAUAUCCGUGAUAUUCGAAGCCCCAGUCGUCAGGCUGUUGAAAAUAUACUUUAAAAAAUGAGAAAGGAUAUACUGCACAGCACCGCCCGCCACCCCGUAUGAGUUAUGCGGCCUGUAUCAGAUUUUGUAGACAUUUUAUAGAAUUUUGUUCAUACCUGCAAUGUGAUCAUCAAUUACAUUUCGUUGAUAUUUUGUUAUUGAAUGAAGCAGAAUGUAAUAAUAGAUAGUAAUAAUGUAUAUAUGUAUGUAGAUAUAUAAUAAAGUGUUAUUCAUUAUUAUAAAAAUU
Molecule: messenger RNA, 3848 nt
Organism: Eupeodes corollae
Lineage: Eukaryota; Metazoa; Arthropoda; Insecta; Diptera; Syrphidae
Exons: 12
Coding region: 636-3623 (995 amino acids)
Molecular function (GO): acyltransferase activity, transferring groups other than amino-acyl groups
Source: RefSeq, a predicted model, not a curated record